This is a messenger RNA of Anguilla rostrata (American eel), 3716 nucleotides long. Its product is annotated as protein ABHD15-like. The transcript is spliced from 4 exons. The record is from RefSeq and is a predicted model, not a curated record. Gene Ontology annotation, molecular function: monoacylglycerol lipase activity; short-chain carboxylesterase activity. NCBI's taxonomy places the organism in Eukaryota, Metazoa, Chordata, Actinopteri, Anguilliformes, Anguillidae. The coding region runs from base 600 to 2042 and encodes 480 amino acids.
GUUUGACAUUAAAGUCAAAGCGGAACUGCAUUCACUUUUAUUCGACGUCUGCUUCAAGUUAGCGGAAGAACCGGAUAGACUUCACGAGGUCCUGCUGCAAAAGCUGGACAGAUGUUUUUGCGCCAUGGUUUGCACUGAAGGUGCUGUCUCGUCUGAGUGCUCCGAAGUGCGGCGCGUGCGACUGAAUAGAGCCAGAGAUGCAGGGGAGGCACAGUUCAUUGACUCGACGCCCAUUUUUAUAUCGUAAAGUCUUCGAUAAACAGAGACAGAGCGAGCGGUCUUCGGGUCGAGCUAACGCAGCGCAUCUACACCGGCGCUGUGAUCGAUAGUAGGUGCCAGCUUGUGUUUUCACUCCUGUGCAUUAGCCUAUCUGUAUGAUUGCGCGCGCUCACGAAAACAUGUUUUACAAAGGGAAUCUGAGUAUCGAUCCAAAGGGCUACGUGUGCCGCGCUACCUUUGACCAGCCCUAGACUCCCGAUUGAGUGAGAUACACGCCUGGUGGUGUCAGAAGCCCGUUUCUUCUUUCGGGUACUGGUCUGCAGACUUCGGCUUCUCCUAACGAAGUGAAUCAGGUUUUGCGCGCAACUCCCGGCAGCGCGAUGGUACAAUGGCUCGCGGUUGUUUGUAUGGUCAUACUGGCAACCUGCCUGUGGACAAUUUUGCGCUACCUCAGAGCGGGAAGUCCGUCUACUGCGUGGCUCCCCGGGAUGGGAAGGGACAUUUCUCGGUGCCGAGCGACGGACUGCUGGUCAAACCCUUGCCUCUCUGAUCACAACUCUGACGAUGCCCCGGCGGAGGGAGCAGACGCUGUCACGUUGAUUUGCAAGCCCUCUGCUCUGGCCAGUCACCUCGUCAAGAACUGUCCGACUUUCUCUACUUUUGAUUUCGGUUCGAGAUGGAGCUGGCGCGCGAGCCCCUUCCUGCAGACGGUUUUCGGCACCUGCUGGCCCUCCGACGGUGGCGUGCGCUUCGUGCGCGACCACCUGCAGAUGAGCGACGACGGUCUGGUGGCGCUGGACUGGGCUGUAGCGGGAACGGCUGCUAUGGGGCACAAACGGAGGAGGACGACGAGUAAUUCCACGAAUCCCGUUCUCCUUAUCAUUCCGAACUCAUUUGGGAAAAUCACCAGGAAUGUCUUGAAGCUGUGUGAGGCGGGCCUGGGCCACGGCUACCUCCCGGUGGUGUUUAACCGGCGCGGGCAGAACGGCACGCCCCUGGGCACGCCGCGGCUGCAGCAGUUUGGCGACCCGGCGGACCUGCGGGAGGCGGUGUGCUACGUCCGGUACCGGCACCCCGCCAGCCGGCUGUACGCGGCGAGCGAGAGCACGGGCUCCGGCCUGCUCCUGUCCUACCUGGGCGAGUGCGGCUCCUCCAGCUACCUGACGGCCGCCGCCUGCAUCUCCCCCGUCCUGCGCGGCCAGGCCUGGUACGAGAGCGCCCCCUGCUGGCCCUACGGCUGGGCCCUGCUGCUCUACCAGAAGAUCUGCCUCAGCAGGUACAGGACGGCCCUGGGGGAGGUGCUUCCCGCGGACAGGCUGUUCUCCAGCAGCUCCCUGCGCGGCCUGGAGGAGGCGCUGUUCUGCGGGCCGGCGGGGGGCGGGGCCGGCUGGGAGGCGUACUGGGAGCGCAACGAGCCCCUGCGGGACGUGGACGAGGUGGCGGCGCCGGUGCUGUGCCUGUGCAGCCGGGACGACCCGCUGAUGGGGGGAGGGGCAACGGGGACUCCGCCCCUGGAGCUCUUCCAGAGCAACCCCCACCUCUUCCUGCUGCUGUCGGCCGGGGGGGGCCACUGCGGCUUCGCCGCGCCGGGCGGGGCCUGGAGCCACCGCGCCCUGCUGCAGUUCUUCCGCGCCGCCACCGACUUCUGCGCCGGCGAGGAGCGGGCCCGGCUGGCCCCGCCCCCCCGCCGCCGGGGCCCGGGGGGCGGGGCCAGCGGCAGGGCCUUCCGCCACCGCAGCGCCAGCACCUGCAGGAGGCCGGCGGCCUGCCCCCCCGCCGCCGUCCGCGCCGUGCCCUGCUGGCAGCGCUCCUACACGCGGUGACCCUGGUAUGGCCACACCCCCUCCCCCCCAGCGCACUCAUGUAUGGCCACACCCCCUCCCCCCCAGCGCACUCAUGUAUGGCCACACCCCCUCCCCCCCAGCGCCUCGUACACACGCACAGACCCCCCAAUAGCCACACCCCCCCAGCCAAUCCUCUAAGGCCACACCCUCCAACUCAGUCACUGUGAGGCCACGCCCCCCUGGCCAAGUCACUGUGAAAGGAACGUGAGCACACAGUGGACUGGGACUGAGGAGUAAAACUGGGCCCUCCUUCGGUUCCAGAGUUAAGCCGGGACCAGCAAAGACGGCAGUCGGUCAGCUAGGAGUGCAGAUUGCACCUCCCUGCAUCGUAGCAACAACGGUCCAAUUAACUGCUGCAGAGUUGUAAUUAAAGGGGGCGAGAGAACAAAUGAGAUUGAUUUGUUGAUUUCACUUUUUAAAAAAUCACGCUCGCCCCUUGGGGAUGUCCCGUCUUAUCUGACAACUGUGGGUGUGGUUUUCGGGUUUUAUCCCAGCACUGCAGCAGCUGAUUCAGCUGAUUAACCAAUCACGGUCUUCAGUCAAAAUCCUUAUGACGUGUACGAGUACGGUCAGGUGCGUUAGUGCCGGCCUGUAACAAAAACUAGAGCACACACCGGCCCUUUUCGGAUAAAAUUGGACACCCCUGUAUUGCUUGCAUAGGUGUCAGUUGUCAUAUUCAGCAUUAUUGUACUGUUGUGUAAUGUCUCAUUUGACUUUUCGGAAUGUUCUUUUUUUUUUUUUUUGUCCGUCACGGGUUCAUAUUAUUAAUGUGUAAUGUUUGGCAUUAGGUCUUAAGUGCUGUUGUAGUAGGUUCAUACCAGGGGUGUCAAACUGAACCCCAGGGGGGGGCUGCAGUGUCUGUGGGUUUUUGUGGUUUCCUUUCAGUCGGCUGCCAAUUAAGGCCUUGAGAACAUGGAGCGUGGAUCCAUUAUCCAAUCGAUGACUUAAAUGAACCGCUGGUGCCAAAAAACACCUUAAAACCAGCAGACCCUGCGGCCCUCCAGGACUUUUUUGUUUGACACCCGUGGUUUGUGCAGAGAGGUCUAAGCAGGGGGGGGUCUGUGUCCUCUUCCCUGCAAACAUCCCUGCUGAAGGUGUUGAGUUCUGUCCUGCGUUUAGUGCCGGUCGUAGUCACUGUUGAAGGGAUGUUGUCGACCGCGACCGUGCCGAAACCAGCCCGGUAAAGCCUUGACCGUUCCAGCCGUCCUGGGGAGGUCUGGUUGUCCUCGGCCUGCCCUGAGGGUAAACGUUUGGGUGUGUUUUGGCGUCGGUGUGUUCUCGUCAGAGGUGGGUAACCCGGCUUCAAAGAGUAAAAAGACUGACCAUGCAUUUGCUCCACCACCAUGCACUAAACCAGCUGACUCUAAUUAGCAUAACUCUUCAGCAUGAUGGGAGAACUAAUUAUUGUAAUCAGCUGGUUUAGUGCAUGGUGGUGGAGCAAAUGCAUGGUCAGUCUUUUUACUCUUUGAAGCCGGGUUACCCACCUCUGGUUCUCGUGCUCUUGCAGUCUGCGAUUUGAAUGUACUGCUGAGGAUAAAUUGUACUGAUCACUGUGAGGCGUAUCUUUCUUUUUUAAUGCUCGCCUAGCUGUGCUCUCUGAGCUGUUCGGUCAACGCGGGUUCGAUAAUAAAUCAGUCGUCCGUUUCGUCCUGA